Molecule: messenger RNA, 1182 nt
Organism: Aphanomyces invadans
Lineage: Eukaryota; Oomycota; Saprolegniomycetes; Saprolegniales; Verrucalvaceae
Exons: 2
Coding region: 1-1182 (393 amino acids)
Biological process (GO): UDP-galactose transmembrane transport
Cellular component (GO): Golgi membrane; endoplasmic reticulum membrane
Molecular function (GO): UDP-galactose transmembrane transporter activity; UDP-glucose transmembrane transporter activity
Source: RefSeq, a predicted model, not a curated record
AUGCUCCACUUGGACAUGCCAGUCAUCAAGUACGCCAUGGCGGCUCGCUGCCACUACAUCUUCCAGAUCAUAUCCUUCACCACACGGGUCAGUUACGCGAACCAGCAGAACGUGCUUUUCCUCAUUUGCGCGUUCAACGUCGUGGUGUGGUUUGCUCUGUACGCGUACUUUCAAGAGAAGCUCACAAUCCACGGCGAUGCACCGCCAGAGCUGGUCGUGAUGUGCCCGCAGUACUUCAUCUACACUGUCGUGGCGUGUUGUGGGCUGUUCAUUAAGCGAGCUAGCACGAGGAAGGAGAAGUGCUCGUCGGCUCGAGCCUCGAUAGGAACCGUUCAACAGCCGCCGUGGCACGCCUUUGUAUUCAUCGCCGCUGCCACAUUUGGAUCGUACUACUUUUCGUUUCGGGCGCUGCGACAUGUGUCAUAUCUGCUCAAAGUGCUCGGGAAGACAUGCAAACCGAUCCCGAUUCUCCUCGUAGGCCUGUGCUUCGGCAAGACGUACCCUCUGCGCAAGUACACCAGCGUCCUUCUCAUCACGGCCGGCGCCGCACUCUUCUUUUUGUCACAGACGCAGUCAAGAACAUCAUUGUCAUCCGCUCCGCAUGACGAUUCCUCCGACUCGGCUCCUCUCAUGGGCGUGGCCCUCUUGACGCUAUCUUUGUUCUGUGACGGCUUGGCUGGGGCGCUCGAAGACAAAUAUAUUGCCGAGUUCAACGUCGGUCCAUUCGACUUGAUGUUUCGCAUCAGUUGGGCGAGCUGUGGCUUCUGUGCGGUGCUCCUCGGGCGGGACUGGAUGACGUUGGUGAUGGGCUUGUCCCAAGACAAGUGGCUCCUCAUCGCGCUCAUCGGAAUCUGCGGCGGUCUCGGUCAAGUCUUUAUGUUCCUCUCCAUCGCGACAUUCGGCUCUCUCUCAACUAGUGUCGUCGGCACGUGUCGAAAGAUGAUCACAGUUUUGUCAUCCAUUUACAUGUUUGAGCACUCAUUGUCGCCGGGUCAACUCGCUGGCCUCUUCCUCGCCUUUCUCGGGAUGGUUUUCUCGACAGCGGCCGCCAAGUCCAAGCACUCCAGCGCCCCCCACCAGGACCCCGCUUGUGAUAUCAUGCCGCAGGCACCGAUGGAGCUGAACGACUUCUGCACGGUCCACCAGCGGAAGGAUCCAGCGAAUGUCGACCAUGUCGUGUGA